AUGGGGAUUUCCCUGAUAAAAUCUGUAUCCCUUUUGUCUUCGUUUAAGACACGAGGAUUUGCCAUACGAGCUUCAGGAUAUUUGCUGCUGUUGGUCGCGGGUGCGUACUUUGUCUGCUGUUUAUGGAAGAUCGGAUCGAUCAAUCGAUGGGACUCCAGCAUGCACGCUAAGGGGUUAAUUCACUUCGACCUGUCAAUCCCGUCGUCAUCGUCAUCGUCAUUAUCGAUGUCACGUGAACCUCCCCUUGAUAGGACUAGCGCAUUGAGACUCUCGCGCGACGCCGUGCGCAGAAAACGUCGCGGUACUCUGUCCAAGUAUAUGCUGCAGCUGUACCAUCGGCGCCCGAACGCCGAUGUUAUCCGCGCGAUUCAAUCAGUGCACACCUCCGGCUUGCUCAGCGACGGCGGCAGGAUUCUGGAAUACGCGAUCCCAUCCGCCGGCGUUGAUGAGACGCUGGAGUCUGCAGAAUUGGUCGGGAUAGCCGGCGCGAUAAUCAGAGUACAAUCAUUGAACCAUCUGUCUAAGAUGAAGAACGGGAGCGAGGAGGUCCGAAAGCUCAGGAAGGACGACACGUGGCGGGCCUUCGACGUCACGUCUAUCGUCGCCGGCAGGAAUGGCGACACGGUGAAGCUUUACGUUCACGGUAGGCUGACCUACCAUCCUUACGGUGACGGGCCGAUUCUUCUGCUGAAUUACAAGAAGGUCAGAGGCGUCCGGCGCCAUCGGCGAUCCGCGGAGGAUCAAGAGGAUCAGGAUCGUUGGGAGGACGAACCGCCACGAAGAAGACGCCGGAACAGUUGCCGCCGGCGUCCUAUGUACGUGGACUUCGCCCUGAUCGCGUACGACGACUGGGUGGUCGCACCGCCAGGGUACGAAGCUUAUCAAUGCACCGGUAAGUGCUUCUUUCCGAUGGGCGAUCAUCUCAGUCCGACCAAGCACGCGAUAGUGCAGACGUUGAUGCAUGGCGCAGUUCAGGCCAGCGAAGAUCUCCGUGGCAACAAGUUUGUCAGUAGAGCCUGCUGCGUACCCACCAGAUUAGCGCCUACGAGUCUGCUCUACCUGGACGCCAGAGGAACUUUGACCUACGAAUACGGCUACGAGGACAUGGUCGUCACCGAGUGCGGUUGUCGCUAG
Molecule: messenger RNA, 1134 nt
Organism: Cyphomyrmex costatus
Lineage: Eukaryota; Metazoa; Arthropoda; Insecta; Hymenoptera; Formicidae
Product: protein 60A
Exons: 1
Coding region: 1-1134 (377 amino acids)
Cellular component (GO): extracellular region
Molecular function (GO): growth factor activity; cytokine activity
Source: RefSeq, a predicted model, not a curated record